AUGUCAACUGCUGUGCUUUCCUUUAUCCGAGGAAUAGACUUUUCUAGAAAUGAUUUCUCCGGCGAUCGUUUUCCACACGCCGUCGAGCAAAUGACUCAAAUGACAUGGUUAAAGUUGAAUCGAGCGAAGUUGGAACGAGUGCCAGAUGAACUUUCUCGGUGUACAAAUCUUGAACAUUUGCAAAUGUCAAGGAAUUCCUUAUCCAGUGUUCAUGGCGAACUGUCUGAUCUUCCCAGACUGAGAUCUGUGAUAGUUCGACAUAACCAGGUCAAAACGGCUGGUAUUCCCACUGAUAUUUUCCGUAUGAAAGACCUGACCAUUAUUGACUUUUCACAUAACCAACUACGAGAAGUUCCUCCAAACCUGGAAUAUGCCCGAGGUGCUAUAGUUCUUAACUUAAGUCACAACAACAUCGAGAACAUUCCGAACCAGGUAUUCUCGAAUCUGAUUGAUCUAUUGUUCUUGGAUUUGUCCAACAACAAAUUGGAUAUGUUGCCCCCUCAAAUACGAAGGCUUACUAUGCUGCAGGAGUUGAAACUGUCAAAUAAUCCUCUCCAUCAUUUUCAACUGAAACAACUGCCCAGCAUGACAUCACUGCGAGUCCUACACAUGCGUAACACCAAUCGUACCCUCGAAAACAUUCCUCCUUCCCUAGAUGAUUUAGAGAAUCUCAGAGACAUCGAUUUUGCUGAAAAUAAUCUCCCUGCCAUACCAGAAGCUUUGUUCAAGCUGAAAAACUUGAGGAAG
Messenger RNA from Haemonchus placei, 747 nucleotides. The record is from the annotation of a GenBank genome assembly. Lineage: Eukaryota; Metazoa; Nematoda; Chromadorea; Rhabditida; Trichostrongylidae.